AUGAAAGAGAAAUUCGACAAAAAUAGUGUUCUAGGAAUGGCAUUUGUUGCCUAUCGAGAUUUUAACGACUCAAACCGUUUUGAUACUAUCGAUAUCCAUCAGGCGCCAAAUAUUCAUCCAGUUGAAGCCAAAAUUGCUAGUCAACAAGCUACUGGUGGUGCCGAUCUAUGUGAAGAUGUUCAAGGUGGAUUAGAUAAAGCAUUGAAAUUCAGUUGGAAAAAGGAUGGUAGUUCACGAGCAGCACAGAUUUUAGUGUGGGUCGGUGAUUGUCCUAGACGUACGUCGUUUUGUCAUAAUGGAGGUUCUGGGUGGGAUAGCUAUCUUAGCGGCUUACCGGAUGUUCCUUUAAUGAUAGAUCUAAUUAAUGAAAUAAAAAAUCGUGGAAUCUUUCUGUUACUAUCCGAUUUCACCGACUACGUGAAAACAAUGAUAGAAAACAUCGAAAAAAUCUAUAUAGCUGAUAAGAAACAAAGUCAAGUUAAACCAGUCAAACUGGAUCAAAACGAUACAUCAUCAUUAUUGAAAGAGAUUACAGAACAAGUAAAUACGAUUAUUGCCAGCGAAUUCAUGUAA
Rotaria sp. Silwood2 is the source of this 573-nucleotide messenger RNA. Lineage: Eukaryota; Metazoa; Rotifera; Eurotatoria; Philodinida; Philodinidae. The record is from the annotation of a GenBank genome assembly.